AUGUGCUGUUGCCGCUGCCGCUGCUGCCGCCGCCGCCGCCGCCGCCGCCACCGCCACCGCCACGAGCCCGGCCGCCCGCGCGCCGCGCUGUCCGCCACCACCACAGCCACUGCUUUGUCUCCGCUAGUGCACAGCUCCGGUCGCCUCGCGCACUCCCCGACGCCCCAAGCCCCCGAGGCCUCCGUGGCUCAUUCGGCCAAUGAGAGAGCCGUAGCUCCUCCCGCCCCCGCCUUGAUGCGCUGCUUCCUGAUUGGCGGGCAACUCGUCCCCCAUAAACAGUACCGGGGGCGGGCCAAGCGACGCAGCCGGGACGAAGCCCUGGCGCGCCCUCCCCCCCUCCCCGGUCUGGUAGGGCGAAGGAGCGGGCGCGCGGUCGAUCGAGCGAUCGGUUGGCGGCUCUUCCUCCUGCUCUGGCAUCCAGCUCUUGGGGCGCAGGCCCGGCCGCCGCGGCGCGCGCCCGGUGGCCGUUGGCGCUCGCGCCGCGUCUUUCUUCUCGUACGCAGAACUCGGGCCGCGGCCUAUGCGUUUGCGAUUCGACGAGGAGUCGUCCGGGUGGUCGGCGGCGGCGGGCAGCUGCUCCGCCCUGCUCCCGGGGAGGCGGCGGCGGGAUUUGGCGCGGCCGGGGAGGCGGGGGUGUCUGGAGCCGGCCUGGAGGCCUGGCGCCACCCCUCGGGGCCUGCAAGGACCCAGUUGGGGGGGCAGGAGGAAGCUGGGGGAUGGUUGGUGGUGGGCUUUUUGCUUUGCCUUUUUCUCCUUAUGCCGCCUUAGUGAGGGGCGGGAGCUCUGGCGGCAGCUCUGGGGUGGGGAGUCGAGCCCCGGAGUCGGAAGAGCUGGGUUUGCUUCCGGGCCUAGCCACCAGCUGGCCGAGUGACCUUAGGCAAGCCAGUCUAUAAUUUGCGCCUCAGUUUCCUCCUCUGCCAGUCAAUGUUUAUGGGAUUGAGAGCGUUGUUAAACGUAAAGGAUGAUUGUUGCUUGUAAGGUUUUUUGAGUUGUAAGAACGCUUAGCAAUUGCCCAGUCCUUGGAUUUUUAACCUGGGAUCCUUGGAUUGGUGUUGGAGGUUUUCAGACUCCCUGAAAUUGUAUGCAGAAAUUUGUGGGAAUUAACCUUUUUGGGGGAGUGAGAAUCCGUGUUUGUCAAGUUUUCAUUGGGUCUGUGACCCAGUGAGAGUUAAGAACUACAAUUCUUUUAUGCCACAGGGAGGAAACUGAGGCCUAGAUGUCAAUUUGGGACACUUCAUAACCAGUUUGAAGCCCGUGAGUUCCUGGGAUAUGUGAGCUGUUUCUGUGCGUAACGGAUAUUUGGGGUAACAGCACCCUCUGCUUGGCUUCUGUUGAGUCCUUUUCUUUCACCAUAGGGUGCCUGAAGGGUGGCUGAUGCGUAAUGGUACAAUGGCACCUAAUACAAAGCAGCUCAGACUAGGAGUGGGUGCAUUCCCUAGUAUCAAAAAGCCUAUUUAAAUUUUGGCCCAGUAACUUUGUUUUCUGCUGCUUAUACUGGUGCCUGACUACCUUUUCUGAAUCUUUCAUUGACCAUUUUCCACAACCGUGGUUGCCAUCCAUGUUCUUGCUCCUACUUACCACCUUAUCCUUAGUCUGUGUGGUUGGUGGUGAACAGGUUUAUUUUUAAAUGGGGCUGCGGUGCCUGUGGAUUUUUACCAAGCAGCUCACUGGAACAGGCAACCGGCAUGGAGUUCCUGAACGUGUUUCGGUUUUAUUUUCUUCCGCUAUGUUAACUGAAGGUUAACAGUCUCUGAAACACUUUGUUCUAGAACUCCUGCUGAACCUCAGAAUCGGUAGAUUUGGAAGUGAUUCAAAGCUUAACUUUUUCAUGGUCUGCCUUGUAUUUAAUUAUUUCAAAGUGUGAUACUAGGACGGCCAAAAUGCCAGUUUUUGCUUCUUUGUUAAUUGUUAGCUGCUUUUAUCCAAUUCCAGACCAUUAUCAAACACUAUAGAAAUGUUUGAACAGUUGGAUUUCAAACAUUUUCGUAUUGUGAAGUGGUGCUUACCAUUGGUACAGCUCUAAGUAAAUGAACAGAAAUAAACAAGUUUAAAUGUAUUUUGUCCGGUUAGGUGUUAGCCAGUCCUGGUAUUUCAUGCAAAUGUUUGGAAGAAUCUGUUGACUAGACCCUUUACCUAAAGGGCAAAGACAAAAUGUUCUCCCUUCCAGAGAAAUGACUGUUUUGGAGAAAAAUGUAUUGGUCUUUUAACCCUUUUUGUUAUUGAAUCUGGAUGUACCUCAAAAGAAUCUUAAGACUGUAGUGAUAAGAUGAUUUCUUCAGAAGAAAGGAGGAAAAAACCACCCGAACUCGACGUUUGAAAUUCUGUGACGAAACAUGAGAUGUCUGGGAUUGAAGGUUGAAAGGGUUUCACUACAUUGUUCUGCACUAGUUGGAGCAAAUGUCUUUCAGUGUAGCCACAGAUAUGGAAUCCAGCUUUCCAGAUUUCCGAGAACUGGACCUGGGACUUGGGAGAGCUUGUCAGGAUGGGGCAGGAACUCUGGAGCUAGACAUUUUUUAUUUUUGAAUUUUCGGACUCUUGACUUUGUUGUGAGAAAAGAGCCAGUGAUUGAGCAAGCACUGCCAUGAACACUGUUACUGGAAAUUAGAAGAUCUGAGCUCUGUGACCCUCGGUGCAUACUCUGACAACACUCCAUCCAAAAUGAACUACGAUAGCAAACCCCUUGAAAGCAAGGGCCUUGACUGAUGCAUCUUUGCCCACACGCACCAACACCCAUGAUGAAGCUUAUAUUAGAAAGGAGGAAUUUAGAGAACAGGCGAUCUCAGAAUAAGCACUCAUCCUGUGCCUCCUGAUGGCUGUGUUCACCUGGACCUUCUGACCACCUUCCUUGUACUGUUCCAUCAGUCUGCAGAACUGGUACCUGGAUUUUUGCCGAUGGUGAUUCUCCUCCUCACCUUACUACUGAAGAAGGCACUAUUCCAGUGGACCACUGUGACCCAAGAGGCAUUCAGCCAUGAUGAUGUGGCCUUUACCUCCACUCCUGUCUUCUUCUACCCAGAUUCAUCACAGCCUGUUAUAGGGAAGUCAGAGUCCUCAAGCCAAAUACACAACAAAGGCUCAGUUUGUUCCAUGAGUAUGCAUUUUGUUUCUUCAGAUAAAGCCUUCAGAGACACAUAAUGGAAUCUGGACCAGGGAAAUUUUAGUUACCAACGCUGUCUGAAGAAUGCCAACAUCUCUUUGAGAGCAACAUUGGACCACACCCACACAAUCUCAAAUGAUUGAGGUUCAUGAAGUGUCUAGGAUUCCAUCAAGGUCCUUGGGCCCUGUUGUCUAUUUCAGAUCUUUUGUAGCCUACUGAGUGACAGAGCAGGUAUUCUGACCCGCUGGGAUCAAAACAAAGACGCAGUGAACUUUUCUCGCAUCUUAUAUGGGAUUACUCAGGAAUCAGAACUUAACCACACAAAUAUAAGAGAUUCUACCAAGGAACCCUUUUACAUAACAGCAUCUCACAAAGCUCCAAUCAGAUCCAGAAGGGCCUCUUGAUACAUCAAGGUAGAACCUAUGUGGUAAUCCCUUAUGUUUAUUUAGCACCUUACAGUUUCAGGGCACAUUUGCAUUUAAAUUAUCGAAAUAAUGCAGUAGGUAUUCACUCCCUUUUGCAAAUGAGGAAAUAGAAGUUUAAAAGGUUAAGCAUCUUGUCCAAGGUGGCAUAACUACAAAGUGAUAGAGGCCAGGCCUUCUGACUCCCAGUCCAAUGCUCUCCUUGCAGUUAUACUUGCCCUUCACUUUUCCUUCAGUGUUAAAGUGGCUGGAGAUUGGGAACCCUAGAAAAGUUUCCAAGUCAUAGAGUUUCCUGAUUUGGUGCCUUCAGUCAGGCAAGAUGUCGUAAAUGCUGUGUAAUCUUGGCAAUGGCUGUACUGAGACCAAAAUCUCAUGGCAGCACCCCUAAAGUUUGGGAGCAGACUGUCUCCAUGGUGGUAGAUUGUUCAGUCAACGGGGCCCGUGUUCAUGUGCAACCAGCCAACCCAAUCUGAAAGACAAAGCUGCUUUUCAAUCUCAUGUCCAUCUUCAUGGUCCUUCCUAAAGAUGGCCUGAUUGGGGAUUCCUGCUCAUAUGUCAUCUUUUUUUUGUUGUUGUUCUUUAAGUCUUCUUCCUGAACAAGACCUUUUCUAUGGUCUUCUAUCUCCAAAUCAAUAUUUAAAAAAGAUGAGUCAUUCAUUUUCUUUAGAACAGCCAUUUUGUGACUGUUCUUACGUACUUAUAGGUAUGGAGCUUCUGUACUCUGAUAAGCUGGUAAAACACCGUAAGAUAAAAAUGCCCUCCCUUGUGUCCACUACAUACUGUAGUAUGUUCAAAGAUAUCAGAAGGCUUGCAGCAAAGAGUCCUGUUCACCUGUUUAGCCCAAUAUAUCCUGAGUUUAAUCAAGCACAGAAUGCUUUUUGUAGCAUUCUUUUUAAUAGAAUGGGCAGACUGCUUUAAAUUGGUAUUGCCAGUGCUUCCUGGUAGCCAACAGAUUGCCCUGGAAACCCAGGAAUAAGCAGAGUAUCUUUGAAUCCCUUUCUCUCACCUUGUCAUCAACUGCUUGAAUUAGAAUGUCUCCAUCAUCUGAGAGUCCUGCAUCUGGAUCAUUGCCUUUAUUUUCUGUCAAUGGAACCUCUAGAAGAUUUGUGGGCAUACAUGGAAAGGGAAUGGGGGAAAGGUAAUUCUGCCCCAAAAUUGGGUGAGCUCCAUGACCUUUAGCAAUAUACUUCUCUACCCCUAGAAGUGUACCAUAAACUUAGUUCAAGGACUUUGCACUCCAGGUGGGCAAGGAGGUUGGGAAGGUAGGAGGGAAGCACAUAUUUUCUUAGAACUUGAGCUGUGACUCACUGAAAUCUUAUCAGUGCUUGAUGAGAGGAGUCAUCCACCUAUGGACUUUUCAGAGUAAUAUUUACAAAGAAAUGAAUAGCUUUGCAGUUGUAUGCUGACUGCAAAAACUAGUGCUUUUGCCACUUAAAAGCCAAUAGCCAUGUCCACUGAUCCUCACUUAUAAGCCCAACUAAGACAAAUCAGAAUUUAUAGCAGACUUGAGCUUUGACUCCAUUAAUCUGUAAUGAUUAGGGAAGGAAUGAUUGGGAAAACACCUUCAUGUCUUUGCUCACAGUUUCUGGUUUCUAUGACCUGUUUUUUGUAUUUCAGCGUUUUGUGAACAACUUAUGUUUAGAUCAUUGGUUUUCCAAAGACUUUGUGGCCAUGAAGCCCUUUGAAUGAAAAUUAAUACGGAAGCCCAAAAUAAAAGUGAAGCUGUUCCGGAUGAAGCAGGAUUGGGGGGUCUGAAACCCACUACAAGCACCUUCCUUACCACCAUGGUGAUACCUAAGGGGACUUCCUUUCAACACCUAAAGCUCUUCGGAACACAGUUUGACCAUCACUGCCCUAGACAACAAUAUGAUGUUUGACUUGGCUGGUAUGCUGAUCUUUUCUGUGCCUCCACCCAACACAGCUGUUUUCAGUAGAUGCUAAACAUUCUUUGGAAUACUAAACUCUGUACAAACUUAGAAAAGUGCAAGAAGAUGGGCAUGUCCUAGCCCCCAGAAUAUCUGUAUACACUGAAAGUGAUGUCAAAUGGACCUAGAUUAACAGCGCUCCACCCCCAGAUGGACUUCUAGUGAUUUCUGGAAUUGGACAUAGCCAGAGGAUGAUUCAUACAUACUCUACACUGACAAACCCCCUUAACCAACUUCUGUCACAAAUAUCAGAUGUUAUAGUGGUACUUGAAGUACAUGACUUUGAAGUCCUAACUCCUUGGAUACCAGAAUCUUCAGCAAGCUGAUAUUGUAGAACCUGAUGUCACCACCAUAUUCCUUUUACAAGGGAUAACCGUUAGCUUUGAAAACAUCAUUCAAGACUAGCAACAGUACAUAAAAGGGGCUCAGUACCUGGUUAUCAUUUGUCUACUCUCAAACUACAGGUUACUUUUAUGACUCAACUAGGGGCAUUUACACUGUUUCCUUGUUUAUUCAGCAUCAGUACUGUUCCCAGGAUUAAAAAAAAAAAAAAAGCCAAAA
Molecule: messenger RNA, 6005 nt
Organism: Loxodonta africana (African savanna elephant)
Lineage: Eukaryota; Metazoa; Chordata; Mammalia; Proboscidea; Elephantidae
Gene: TUG1
Product: taurine up-regulated 1
Exons: 6
Coding region: 1-768 (255 amino acids)
Source: RefSeq, a predicted model, not a curated record